Molecule: messenger RNA, 6876 nt
Organism: Pyricularia pennisetigena
Lineage: Eukaryota; Fungi; Ascomycota; Sordariomycetes; Magnaporthales; Pyriculariaceae
Exons: 2
Coding region: 1-6876 (2291 amino acids)
Biological process (GO): amino acid activation for nonribosomal peptide biosynthetic process; secondary metabolite biosynthetic process
Cellular component (GO): cytoplasm
Molecular function (GO): phosphopantetheine binding; catalytic activity
Source: RefSeq, a predicted model, not a curated record
AUGUUAGCUGGUCUUUUUGUGGAACAAGCAAGCGAAUCACCAGAACGGCUGGCACUGGACGCCUGGGAUCACAAAUUCACCUAUGCAGAGCUGGACAGGGCCACGACGAGAUUAGCACGUCACUUGGUCGGCCUGAUGGAGCCAGGCACGCUGAUCCCGAUAUGCUUUGAGAAGUCGGCGUGGGCCAUCAUCGCAAUGCUUUCGGUGCUCAAGGCCGGCGGCGGGUUCGUGCCGCUGGAUCCGACGCAGCCCAAGCUUCGCAGGGACAAGAUGAUAAGACAGCUGGGCAGCCGGCCACCAGUAAUCAUCGCGUCGGAUCUGCACGCAAAGACGAUGGAGGGAGACGGCCUCGAUGUCGUCAGCGUCGGGCCCUCGCAGCUCGAACAGCUCCAGGAUGGCGACCUCCCGCCCAGGCCGGUGAGAGCAGACAGCGCUGCCUACUGCCUGUUCACCUCUGGCAGCACCGGAGAGCCCAAGGGCGUCGUCAUGAGCCACGGGGCGGUCGUGUCCAGCCAGGUCCGCCGACGUGGCUUCAAGGGAUACGACAAGGACUCUCGGGUUUUUCAGUUUUCGUCAUACAGCUUCGACACGUGCAUCGACGAGAUUUUCAUGACGCUCGGCGUCGGCGGGUGUGUCUGCAUCCCGUCGGACGACGAGAGGAUCAACAGUCUGGCGGCGACGAUACACAAAAUGUCGGUCAACCUGCUCGAAAUCACCACGACCGUGGCCGCUUUGAUAAACCCCGACGACGUCCCCUCGGUAAAGACGAUAAUAUUCGGGGGAGAGUUUGUCCCGCACACCGCCGUGGCGCCGUGGCAAGCCAAGGCCCGCGUCAUCAACUCGUACGGCCCGACCGAGUGCUGCGUCGACUGCGUCUUUGGCGACGUCACGGCCGCCUCGACACAUGGCCUGAUCGGCACGAGCGCCGCGUCGGCAACCUGGAUCGUCGACCCUGACGAUCACAACAAGCUCCUGCCGAUUGGCGCAACGGGAGAGCUGCUCAUCGAGGGGCCGGUGUUGGCCACGGGCUACCUGAACGACAAGGAACAAACGGACCGGGCGUUCAUCCGCGACCCGGAAUGGCUUCUUGGCAGGGAAUCCCCAGGCGCGCCUGGCAGGAGCGGGAGGCUGUACAAGACGGGGGAUCUGGCCAGGUACACCACGGACGGGAGCAUCGUGUACGUGGGGCGCAAAGACACCCAAGUCAAGAUCAACGGCCAGAGGGUUGAGCUGGGAGAGGUAGAGUCGCACGUCUCGAAACACGUGCCGAGGGCGUCUCAUGUCGUCGCCGAGGCAGUCUCCUACCCGGACGGGACCCAGGCGCUCGUGGCGUUCGUCGUCGGCAUCGCAGACGACAAGGGUUCGUCUCCAGAAACGCCGCUGCUGGAGCCCAUGGCAAACGUGACUCGUUUACAAAACCAGCUCUCCGAGGGUCUGCCUCGGUACAUGAUACCAACCGCGUUUUUAAGCUGCAAAACACUGCCGCUUACCGUCUCGGGCAAAGCCGACCGCAGACUCCUCCGCGAGACGGCGGCAGGGAUGGCCCGCGGUGCAGACGCGGCAGAUGCAGCAGCAGCAGCAGCAGCAGCAGCAGCAGCGCCUCGGCCCAUCAGCAGCAGGGAGCGAAAGCUGCAGCAGAUCUGGGCGGACGUUUUGAGCAUGGAAAAAUCGCGGAUAUCGGCCGACAGCAACUUCUUUGAGCUCGGAGGCGACUCGGUAGCGGCCAUCAAGAUUGCGGGUCUGGCGGCAAAGCAGGGGAUGAAGCUCGCGGUGGCCGACGUCUUCAAGCACCCGAACCUCUGCCAGCUGGCGGCGAGGGCUGCGGAGAAAAAGGCCACCGGCAGUGCCAAAGAGGUCCCGGUCGCAGCCUUCUCCCUGUUGGGCUCGUCGGAAGAGGCCGAGCGGGCAAGGGACCGAGUGGCCGAGUCGUACAACCUGGACCGGGACAGCAUCGUGGACUUGUUUCCCUGCACGCCGCUGCAAGAAGGACUGCUGUCCCUGACGGCCGCUGACCCCAGCAACGGCCAGUACAUGAUGCAGCAGGUGCUCCGCCUUUCGGAGGGCGUCGAUAUGGACCGGUUCCGCGCGGCCUGGGAAGCCGUUUUCCAACACCUCGCCAUCCUCCAGACCAGGAUCUUCCCCGCCGAGACGGGACAGGGCCUGCUGCAAGGCGUGGUCAAGACCCCGGCUAUCCCAUGGAGGGAGGAGGCAUCGUCCCUGGCCGAGUAUCUACAGAGAGACAGGUCCUCGCUGAUGGGACUGGGUGACCCUCUGACGCGAUACGCAGUGGUGGACGACGGGCGGCAAAAGUGGUUCGUCUGGACCAUCCACCACUGUCUCUACGACGGCUGGACGCUGCCGCGCACGAUGGCGCUGGCCGAGCGCGCCUACGCACAUCCGGAGCUCGGGUUGGGCCAGCAGGCCCAGUUCAGCGCCUUCAUCAAGUACCUGCUCGGCCGCGACCGUCACGAGAGCGGCGAGUUUUGGAAGUCGUAUCUCGCAGGGGUCCAAGUAAAGAAGCUGCCGCAACGAGCCUGGAAGCCGGACACGGCAGAGACUAGAGGUUAUGUUGAGAAGCGGCGGCCCAUCUCCUUUGCCAGCAACAAAAAACACCUCCCGUCGACCUUUGUCCGCGCCGCCAUGGGCUUGGUACUGGCGGACUUUACCGGCUCUGACGAUGUCGUCUACGGCAGCCUCGUGUCUGGUCGGCAGAACCCCGUCAGCGGCAUCGAGGACAUGAUGGGUCCGACUUUUGCCAUGGUGCCCGUCAGGAUCUGCUUGAGAGACCGGAGCAGGACAAAAGAGGACCUGCUUGAUGCCGUCCAGGACGACACCAUUCGCAUGAUACCACACGAGCAGGAGGGUCUCCACAACAUCUCCAGCCUGGACUCGUCGUGCCGGGACGCUUGCGACUUCCAGGUCGCCUUGAGCAUCCAGCAGCACGACCGCGACGAGUCCUUUGGCGCCGGGACGCUCGGCCAGUGGCAGGAGGACGAGUCCGGUCGCCCCACCGGCGGAGCCAUGACCUAUCCCGUCCACAUCGAGUGUUUGCUGGACGACGGGGAGGUCAGCGUCAGAGCAAACAGCGAUCGGGAGACCAUGUCACCUGCAGAUCUGGCAAGGAUGGUUGACCAUUUCUUCUACAUGCUAGAGCAGCUGCUACGGCAACGUCAAGAAAAGUUGGCCGAGAUGCAAGCCCUGGUGCCGUCCGACCUGCGUCCCAUCGUUGAAUCGAGCGAGACGGUGCCCAAAUCCUCUGAAGAGCCGCCCCAGAACAUGGUUUUGGAAAAGGCAGUAGAGAUCCCCGAUGCAGUUGCCAUCGAAGCCACCUCAGCCCAAGCCCUGACGACAAACGAGAAGAAGAUGCAAAUGAUCUGGUCCAAGAUACUAUGUCUGGACCCGUCUUCCAUCGACCGGACCGACUCCUUCUUCAGGCUCGGGGGCAAUUCGAUAGCCGCCCUGAAGGUCAUAGCCGAGGCGAAAAAGCAAGGCAUGAUACUGACCGUGGCCCAGAUGCUUCGCAACCCUCGGCUCAACCUCUUGGCUGCCAUGGCCACCGAGCGCUCACCGCGCAGAGCAGCAGAGGAGACUUCCUUGUCCAUCGCGGCAUUUUCCCUGCUGCCGUCGCAGGCCGACCACGCAGGACUGUGCUCCGAAAUAACUGCCACCUAUCAGCUCCCAAGUGACGCCAUCCAAGAUCUCCUGCCGUGUACCCCUCUCCAGGAGGGCCUCAUUUCGUUGACCAGCAGCGACGCGGGCAACUAUCUUGUCCAAAAGGUCCUCUGCUUGUCGGACCAUGUCGACCUGGAUGCGCUGCGUUCGGCGUGGGAGCGGGUGGUAAGCGCGCUGCCGAUAUUGAGGACCAGGCUUUUCUUUACAAAGGAGCACGGCAUCCUCCAGGGCGUUAUGAAACAAGGGAUCGAUUGGAAUUCCGUGUCCCCCGGCGGCAGUCUCGACGAGUACCUACGCAUAGACGUGACUAGACGCACCGGAUUGGGAGAUGCUCUUUCGCGGUUUGCCAUAGUUACCGAGGGCAGAAGCCGCUAUUUGGUCUGGUCCAUUCACCACAGCGUUUUUGAUGGUUGGAUGCUGCCCCGCGUGGUGGAAAUGGCCGGGUGCGAAUACAAAGGGGUCAGCCUCGGCUCCCCUGUCGUCGACUAUGGACACUUCAUCAGAUAUCUUGUCGGGCUCGACGUGGGAAAGACGAGGGAAUUUUGGCGAGGAUAUCUCAACGGCGCACGCCGCCCUCUGCUCUUGGCCAGUCGCGGAAACGACCAAGAUGAAGCCGGGUCGGCAGGAUACGGCAUUUUGGAAAUGGAACGCGCCGUCGACCUCAAAAACAACAGACGUCAGCAUCACACCGCUUCAACCUUGAUCAGGGCUGCUAUGGGGUUUGCUCUGGCCCACCUGGGCGGCGGCUGCAACGAUGUGGUUUUCGCCAGUACCGUCCAUGGCCGGAGCUGUCCGGUGCCCGGCAUCGAAAACGUCAUGGGUCCUACCAUCGCCACCAUCCCCGUGCGGGUGCAGUUUCAAGACGGACAGGCGGUCGGGCGUCUUUUGGAUACACUACACAGCCAGGCCACUUUGAUGACGCCACACGAGCACUACGGGAUCCAAAACAUCCGCCGCAUCGACGAGUCGUGCAGAAACGCCUGCGACAUAAUGGCCUUUCUGGUUAUCCAGCAGGGCAUGUCCGUCGAUGACGAAGCGGAGCAAGGGUCCUUGGGACAGUGGCAGUAUGGUCCGGCUAGGGCCGACACCAGCGCGUACCCCAUUGACAUGGAGUGCACAAUACACGACCAAAGGAUAGCUGUUCGCGUAACCUACAGCCGAGAGGCGGUCGCAGAGCGCGACACCAAGAGCUUCGUGAACUACUUCUACUCGGUGCUUGAGCAGCUUUCGCAUUCGACCCCGGAUGACGAUACCAUGGUGCAAGAUAUUGCGGCAGCGGCUCCCACGAGAAUCAAGCAGAUGUGGGCGUGGGAAGACGACGACAAUACACCCAUUCCUCAAUCCCCCCUUCCGAGCGAUGACGGCAGUGCCGACAUGAGCAGCAACGACUGCAGGGAUAUUCAAAGCCCCGGUGCCGGCAGCAGUAACCAAAGUGUCGCCAGUGCUGAUGACGUGGUCAGUAGUAGCAGCAGCAGCAGCAGCAGCGCUCCCGACGACAUCGACAACAGCCUGGUCAAAUCGACCGAGGGAAACCAUCAUCAUCAGCCCGUCGAAUCAGUUCAAUCCCUGCCGACACUCGACACUCUGUCAUCUGCAGUAGAAGCCUUGGAGACGCUCCGUAGCAUCUGGGCCAGUGUUCUCGACCUGCCCCCAUUGGAAAUUGGUAUCCAGGACAACUUCAUCAAGCUGGGCGGUGACUCGGUCAUGGCCAUGAAGGUCGCCGCUGCCGCCCGCGCCGCCGGGUGGACCAUCCCCGUGUCCAAGGUGAUGAGAUUCCCUACCAUCUCCCAGCAGCUCCCGUACUUCGUUGCCCCGACAGGGUCCGAGCCGACUCUGGCCGUCCCGCGGCCCUACUCUCUGGUGCCCUCGGAGGUUGUCUCAGAAGUCCUACAGCGCCUGAAGCAGCAGCAGCAACAGCAGCACGGGGUGUCGGGGGUUCUCGACGUGCUUCCGACCACCGACUUCCAAAACAAUUCCGUCAGGGAAGCAAUGGACUCGCCCAAAGAAGCUCUCAACUACAUGGCCCUCGGCCUGGGGCAGACGGUUGACUUUGCACAGGUCCACGACGCCGUCAACGCGCUAGUCGAGCGCUUGGAAACGCUCCGGACGGUAUUCAUGUAUUGCAGGGGGAGAGCGUGGCAGGUCGUGCUCAAGACCCUUCCGGUCGCUCUUGGCCUGGUCACGGCCCCAGAUGACGACCUGGCCGUGGUAGUCGAUAAGAUCAUGUCAACCACUCACGGCAGAUGCUACUACGACCAUCCCAUCGCAUCCUUUACUCUGGCAAAAACGCCCAGAGCCGGUUACAGGCUCGUCAUCGGCAUGUCGCACGCACAGUACGAUGGCCUCUCCAUUUCUCUGAUCCUGCGCACCCUUGAAAGCGUCUACAGCAACAACACCGCCUGCCCCCUCUCUCUUCCCCCCUCCACAUACGCACUGCUCCAACACAACAUGCGCUCUUCGGCCUCGGCCUACUGGACAGACCUACUCAGGCUGUCCAGGCCCUUCACGCAGCUGAAGACGCCAGCGCGGGAGCCACAGCAGGCUGACGGCCAGCAGGUCCGCAAGAGGAUCUCGGCGAGCACAUCGGUAGAGCUGCCGCCCAUAGCACAAAGCACCGGCACCAGCAUCGCGGCGCUGGCGAACGCCGCCUGGGCGCUGCUGCUCCACACGCUGGCCGGGGACGAGGACGUGGUGUACGUGACGCUGACGUCUGGCCGCGGGGCCGGCGUGCACGGCAUCGAGAGCGUGGCGGGCUGCACCAUCAACCUGGUGCCGGUGCGCGUGGGCUUCCGGAGGCCGUGGGCCGUGGCGGAGGUGAUGGCGUGCGUGCAGGCGCAGUUCGCGGCGCUGGGCCGGUGCGACACCAUGGGCCUCGACGACAUCGUGGCGCACUGCACCGGCUGGCCCGCCGACGCCGCGCCCCACUCGUCCGUCUUCUUCCACCAGGCCGUCGACGAGCGCCCCGAGCACGCCCUCGCCGGCGCCCCGGCCGCCCUGCAGAUGCUCCUCAACCCCGCCGUCCAGGUGCGCAGGACCCUCGUCACCACGCACCAUGCGGACGGCCGCCUCGGCGUCGACGUCCUCACGUCGAGCCAGCUGAUGAGCGAGGCCGAUGCCGCCGACCUGGCUCAUGCCUACGCCGGUACCGUGUCUCUUUUGUGCCGCGCUUUCAGGCUGGCGACGACGCCGGGAGUGACUGUUUGA